UCUUAAAUGUUUAUGGAGUGAACUACAUAACAUGGCGGAGUGAUCAGAAGGGCGUCAUAUGUGUUUUCCUUUUGGAGAAAGUGCAGCGAGUUUUGGAAUAAAGGAGGUAGAGCUAAACUGAGCUGGGGUGAAGGGUCUUGGGGGCAGCGUUUCUCCUGAAACUCGUUUUGCUAUUUAUAACGAUAUCGUGGACCCUCUUCGAUCAGUGUUGCUCGUAGUUUUCCCCGUUUGUUUACAUUUUGCUGAUUGCUUUAUGUGCCUUGUAGCAAUUACACGAACAUUCACACGCGCCGGGGGUCGGCUGGCAUUUCAGUAAUACAGCUGUCCUCCCAAUAUAAUGUUACCUAGCCAGGCUGGGUCGACACCAACUGGAAACGGGUCCGCGUCCGGCAGGGGUAACACGGGUGAAGGCUCUGGAGUGAUCGGAAGCGGGAUUCGUCCCGGCUUGGUCAGAGCAGAAUUAACCGCGACAGCGAUCAGUGAUAGCGGCGCUGGGGUUGGGCGACUGGGGGACGGGUCCGGGAUGUUGGGGGGAAACGGGACGGGAGUGGGACCCAGAGGCGGAGCCAGGCCGGGAAACGGGGCAGGACUGUCCAAUUUACAGGGCACCGGCCAAGGUGGUAUCGCUUGUAUGAACACCGGAGGUGGUAUUGCUGGGGGUGGACGAUUUGACCCGGACAGGGAAAAUGCAACACAGGUGUAUAGUGGUUCGGACGCUGAUUCAGACUCGGGGGACGAAGAAGACCCCUUAAGUUCGGUAGGCGAUAGCAGAAAAGGGGUAAAGCGGGAGAGAGCAGAGAUGGAAGCCGCUGCAGCGGGACAGGAGGCCGGAGCGCAACCCGGCGGCUAUGGUGUAGUCUCCGGCGUUGUUGCCGGAGCAAAGCCAGGAAAGAAGACCCGUGGCCGAGUGAAGAUUAAAAUGGAGUUUAUCGACAAUAAACUGAGACGAUACACAACUUUCAGCAAGAGGAAGACUGGCAUAAUGAAAAAGGCGUACGAGCUCUCUACACUGACGGGGACCCAGGUACUCCUGCUGGUGGCCAGCGAGACGGGCCACGUGUACACCUUCGCCACGCGCAAGCUGCAGCCCAUGAUCACCAGCGAGACGGGCAAGGCCCUGAUCCAGACCUGCCUCAACUCGCCCGACUCACCGCCCCGCUCCGACCCCACCACCGACCAGCGCAUGAGCGCCACCGGGUUCGAGGAGACGGACCUCACCUACCAGGUCUCCGAGUCAGACAGCUGCGGGGAGACUAAGGACACACUGAAGCCGGCCUUCACGGUGGCCAGCCUGCCCGGCACCACCAGUGCGCAGUCCACGGCCCCCACCACCUCCACCACCAUGCAGGUCAGCAGCGGGCCCUCCUUCCCCAUCACCAACUACCUGGCGCCCGUCUCCGCCAGCGCCAGCACCAACAGCAUGGCCAGCGCCAACGGCACCGUGCUUAAGGCUGGCGGCGCCUCGGCCGGCGUCAUGCAGCUGCCCAGUGGAUUCACCUUCAUGUCAGGCGCUCCGCUCCCCCCCGGCACCCCCACCAUUCCACUCACCCAGUUGCAGCAGCACUCUCUGGCCAUCCAGGGCCAGCCUGGCCAGACCAUCACCGCCGCGGCUGCCCAGACACAGCAGAACCAACAAGCUGUCUUCCGCUUCCCCGCGGCCGUCUCGCUCACAGGCGGAGGGAUGCCACAGCAGCUCCAGGCCAUCCAGGUGCACCCCACCACACAGCAGGCCUCCAUCAACUCCAGCGACAGCAGCCCCGAGGUCUCCCAGGCCCCCACCAGCUCCACCGUGAGUGUACCAGCCACCAUCGUCACCUCCUCAGUGCCCACCUCCAUGGCAGGUCACAUGAUGUACCCCAGCCCCCACACAGUGAUGUACGCCUCCACACCCACGCUCCCUGACGGCAGCUUGGCCGUGCUCAACGCCUUCUCCCAGGCACCUGCCGCCAUGCAGGUCUCCCACUCACAGGGCCAGGACACGGGUGCUGUUUCUCAGGUGUUCCUCACAGCGCCCCCGGGAACGGUCCAGAUCCCCGUCUCUGCAGUACAGCUGCACCCAAUGGUGAUUGGCCAGCAGUCCAGCAGCGGCAGCAGCAGUAACCUGACAGAGCUGCAGGUGGUCAACCUGGACGCCGCCCACAACGCAAAGAGCGACUGACGGACAGAUGCACAAACGCCGACCCAAGGACACACAGACGCUGUAUGAAUACAGACUGCCACAGUUAUUUAUUGAUGCCUUUCACAGUGUUUCUUUUGUAAACAUCUUCUACAAAUCUAUGUGUAAACAUUGAAGCAUAGGAAGGAGGUGAAGUUUUGACUUUGCGUCUUUUGGACCCAUUCUCGUUAACCUGAGAAUGUCUUUUUGUGUGUGCUUUAAAAAAAAAAAAAAAUAAAUUCUUGAGACUUGCACACACUGCAGGUGCUGUGGCUUCACACUUCUGCCAAAGAGACAUUGGUGUGUGAGUGUGUGUGUGGGCGUGUGUGUACGUGGGUGCGCAUGUGUGUAUGAGAGGAGAGUGUAAAUGGGCCAGAAUUGGAAGGUGUGAGAUAUAACAAAAUAUGGAAAUGUAUAUAAUUCUUUUUUAAAUUGAAACAAAAAUGAUAUUUUUAGCCUGUUUGUGCAAUGGCAUGUGGCCGGGUUUUUUAAUGUAUUGGUUUUAUAUGUAUGUAUGUAUAUGUGACUGACUUGCAGAAAUGGGUUAUUUACGCGUUAUGUAUGUGAACGAAUGUAAAAUAGGUGUAUAUUAUGUUGAUUUAUAUAUGCUACUAGGGAAUAAGAGCCAGGACAUUUUUCUUAAAUCGGGAGCCAAAGCUCUGUCGUCUUCUGUUCUAUUUCGACAGAAUAUUGUGCCAAAUAACCGAUGGUUCUGGACACAUCAUAAAUUCUGAGGGCGGUAUCUUAGAACAGAGCUCAUGCAGAGCCUUUCGCUGUUGGCAGUGCAAACAGGUGUGAGAGGACAGGAGGGUGUGGUAUUAUAAUCCAGCCUCCCUGUCUUGAUUUCUCAAGGGAUUUAAUAACAUUAAUCCAAUGUCUUUAUUUACUUGCCAGUUUCUGGGGAACUUCGAUGAAGUUUGCUUCACAUGGUCAGUAUAAACCAAUUAAGUAAAAAAAUUAACAUACACCAUGACAUUAGUGCAUGUAUUCCUGACCUUCCUGUUUUUAAAAAAAGAAGGAAAGACCCAUGGUAUGGAACUUUUGUGUAGGAGAUGUAGGUUUAGCACUAUGGUGCACUGUAAUGUUUUCCCCAUUGACAUGGUUGCUGUCCUGGUGAUAAGGAAAGAGCUUACUGAAGUCACUUAUUUGGAGCUCUGGUUCAAAUCAUUGCGGUGAAGGGACAGAAAUCAGUCCUCAUUGGUUGCAGGAGACUGUCAGACUGGGCCUGUCCCAGAUCAAACUCCUCUUACUAUACCCAAAUCCCAUCAGUGCCCAGUUGCAAGAAAGAGGACCAAAGCUGGUUCUGAAAUUCAGACAGGGAAAACUCAGUGAUGCAUUGCCUGUACUAAUUAUGUACCCAUCAAAUAUGCAAGAGUGCUUGCAAACACCCUCUUUGGAACUGUUUUUGUGAUUUGUAAAAUUAUUGUAAAU
Messenger RNA from Megalops cyprinoides (Indo-Pacific tarpon), 3586 nucleotides. RefSeq names its product serum response factor-like. Gene Ontology annotation, molecular function: RNA polymerase II cis-regulatory region sequence-specific DNA binding; protein dimerization activity; DNA-binding transcription factor activity, RNA polymerase II-specific. The transcript has 8 exons. Lineage: Eukaryota; Metazoa; Chordata; Actinopteri; Elopiformes; Megalopidae. Bases 338 to 2158 code for a protein of 606 amino acids. The record is from RefSeq and is a predicted model, not a curated record. Gene Ontology annotation, biological process: positive regulation of transcription by RNA polymerase II.